CGAGCCCGUCGGGUCCCGACGGGUUCGGGCAAAGAUCUUCAGCUCUACCCCAUGGAUCAAUCCAACAAGCCCACAAACACCUCUUACUUCUCAAACCUCACUCUCAAGUGUCAUCUCCUCUCCACCAGAUAGUGACAGCACUAGUUCCUCUACACAACAGGACAGUGGAUGGCACUAUAAUUUUAAAGUGCCUUGGAACAUGCUGCCAGCUGUUUUGAGGAAGAAAUUAAAAAAUCAAGAGAGACCAACAGCCAGAGAAAGGAGGGAAAUGGUACGGAUUAUUGCAGCUGAAAUCCUUGCCAUUUGCCAAAAACCAUCAAAAAAACACCUAAAUGAAGUUGCUCGGAAGAUGGUCCUUACAUAUCCAAAGUCUUUAAAAGACAUGAUUGGAGAUGAGGUUGUUGGAAGUGGGCAUGAUGCUUUAACUAAGCAAUUUCAGCACAGGGUUGAUAACUACAAGAGAAAUGAGAAGCACAACAGCACUAUAUAUGACGGCAGCCCUGUUUCAGAAAAAAAGCUGCAACGUAAAGACUCUGUGAAUGUGGAAGCCCAGAUGAAAAAGAAAAAAGAGAUGCAGGAAAUGUUUAAGGUAAAUGACAUGAAUGCAAAACAAAUAGAACAGUUAAUGUCAGAUACCUUCGUAUCGCAGAGAAGUGACAUACAGUCUGGCAAGGACACACACCUUAUUAAAGAAGAAUGGCCCUUUUUAUUUUCACUUGUUGGCAUGAAGGCACAUUUCAAACUUUUAACGGGUGUCCACAUCAACGAGGCAUUUGAGGAGGCUAUGGCAGCGAAAUUUGCUAGAGUUCUAGAGUAUUUGCAGUCUCUUCCACUUGAAAAAUCAAGCAUAGCUUCAAAACAGAGAGCAGAAAUUCAAGCUCGUGGUGGACCCUGUGGAGCAGUGAUGAUGCUGCUUCUACUCUUCAAAGAAGACCAUGCAAGAAUGUUCCACAUGGUCGACAAAACCUGCAUUGCAACUGAGGUUUAGACAGAACACCUGCCACCCACACCCCGUAUUAGUGUAUGUGGAGAGAGUCCAAUGUCUGCAGCAGGUUUCAUGGUGGCAGCGGACCAGGUUGUGAUCAUGGAACACACGACAAGCUUCACAGAUGCACUGGUCUGCAUGUUUGUGUCCUUCUAUAUCUUCAACAUGUCAACAGCACUUGGGGCAACCCUUCGAGUUUCUUCAA
Molecule: messenger RNA, 1190 nt
Organism: Misgurnus anguillicaudatus (oriental weatherfish)
Lineage: Eukaryota; Metazoa; Chordata; Actinopteri; Cypriniformes; Cobitidae
Source: RefSeq, a predicted model, not a curated record